Molecule: messenger RNA, 2446 nt
Organism: Lutzomyia longipalpis
Lineage: Eukaryota; Metazoa; Arthropoda; Insecta; Diptera; Psychodidae
Product: zinc finger protein 728-like
Exons: 7
Coding region: 391-1896 (501 amino acids)
Biological process (GO): regulation of transcription by RNA polymerase II
Cellular component (GO): chromosome
Molecular function (GO): chromatin insulator sequence binding
Source: RefSeq, a predicted model, not a curated record
GUAAAUCAGCUGGAGUUUGUUUACUUUCUUUUGCAAUUUCUGUUCCUCAAUAAUUUUGUUUAAAAAUAUCCAAAAGAAUGAGGAACAAUUUAAACGAGUUUGAUAUUAAACAGAAUCUUCCUGGUUAAGAACUUUUACCAGGAAUUGGGUGAAUUUGUUUGUGUAAAGAACAACUACGAGGAUUUUUACGGAGGCAAGAAUAUUCAUCCGGAAAUCACCAGGGAAGUUCUCACGGAGAUAAUUAAUCUUUUUGAAGAAACUGGAAGUGUCUGGAGUGACCUUUGCUGCAGGAAUAAUCAGUUGAAUAAAAAGAAAUUCCUUCAGGAGAACUGCAAAAGUCCUCAAAAAUUUCCUAGUGAAUCUGGAGAGCAGUAUCAGUGCGAAGUCUGCAUGAAAUCAUUUUUUAAUUUAAGGAAUUUAAAGCGUCAUGUAUUGGAAUUCCACGAGAUUAAGGAUCUUUACAAAUGCGGAAUCUGCAGCAAGGAUUUUCACAAAAAGCAGCAACUUGUGCAGCACAGAAGAAGUCAUUGGGAUGAAAGAUCUCACACAAGGCAAAGGAGGAACUUUUUUGACUUCCAGCAGUGUGAGGAUUGUGGAAAAUUGUGCUUUGAUGAUUCAUAUCAAGAGCAUCUAUUAGCGCACAGUAUGGAAAAUCCUGAGAAAUGCAAUAUUUGUGGUAAAGUAUUUAAUUGCUGGAAGUAUGGAUAUCAAAUUCACAUGAUGAUUCAUCGAGGAAAUGUGGAAAAAUUAAUUUCACCUUCAUGUAAAGUGUGUGGGCAGGAGAUGGGUGGUGAAAGAACACUCAAGUUUCACAUGAAAAAAAUUCACAGAGACCAGGGAGUCACAGUUCAUGGAUCAAAUGCAUUUUAUGGAGAAGAAGAUGUUAAGAUAAAGAUUGAAGUAGAUGAUGGCAUUGAUUCAGAGAUUUUUUACCCUGAUCCCAUUAUCGUGGCACCUCUGAACGAGAUGGAGAAGACAAUUAAUCAAUGUAACAAGGCGGUUGAUACCACAAGUCAAGAGAAUGAAGAAACUGAAGGGAAUGAAGGGAGUAAUGAUAUCUCAGAGGAUGAGAAUUUUGAAGAAUUCUUCACAAAACCACAAGAAAAUGCAGCUAAAGUUCCAAAAUCAGUGGAAAAGUUUGUUCUUUGCCAUGUAUGUGGUAUGGAAAUUUCAGCCAAAUCCGGUUGUGUCGAGAGUAGAUUAGCUAGUCACAUGAAAAAGCAUUCAGAUGUCCUUAAUUACAAAUGCUCUGUUAGAGGAUGCUAUCGUGCUUACAAAUGGUACAGUUCCCUUCGCUUGCAUGAAGCCUCUCAUCGGGAACUUCAACGUACCAACUAUAAAUGUGAUCUCUGCAGUAAAUCCUUUGUUUUUGCCUAUUUGCUCAAGAAGCAUAAAAAACUCCAUCAUAGUGCGGAAAUCCACCACUGUGAUAUUUGUGAUGAAAUCUUUGCAAAAAAAGAAGAAUUUGAUCUUCAUUUGGAGCAGAAAAAAUGCUCAGAUGAAAAGAGAAAGAGAUUGAAAAGGAAAAGUCCUCAACCGAAAGAAUCCCAAAAUUCCUUUAAAUGCGCCAUCUGCAACAGAAGCUAUCCCUUUAAGAAUAUGCUGCUGAAACACAAAAAGACACAUGAAAAAUUCGAAGAAGCCAUCAAGUGCCCCGAACCAGGAUGCAAUAAAUCCUUCCCCAUUGAGAAGUACCUCAAGAUUCACAUGAUGAGGCACAAUGAGCGUAGAUUUAAAUGCGCCAAUUGCAAUUGCACCUACAAAGAUCGCCGGCACAUUAAGCUUCACAUGGCUAUGGUUCAUUUGAAGCUUGAACCACAGCACAAAUGCCAGUUUUGUCCUUACAAAACGUGGUACAGUGCCCAAUUCAGAAGGCAUUUAAAGAGGCACAAAUGACACAAAACUGAAGGGAGAUAAAGGUGAAUAAAGACCUGAGGAAGGAGGUAUAACGUCUCCGAUAAGUUGUAUGAAUUGAAAGCGACGAAUUUCAAACAGAGCAAAUCCAUUUGAAUAAAGACGUUUUUUUUUUCUAAAAAACUAAUCCAAUUUCCUUCAGAACUUACUUCAUCAAACUGAUGACUUUUAAGAUAGUCAACAAACAGAUCCGCCAUUUUGAAAAAUUAAAGGACGCAAACUUUCUCUAAGCAACACUAACUGCUAAAAAAUCUGAAAAUUAACGGAGUAACUUAGCAUUAGUAAAUAAAAAAAAACAAACUUGAUGCUUUUUAAUGAUUUAAUUGAAAUAGAUUCCAUUUUUUUAUACAUCUUUUUUUACUCUUUGUAUAACAUUCAAUAUAGGAAAUACAAUUCUUUCUUACUGGUUUUGAAGAAUAAAUCUUAACACUUAUUGUCCACUUUAACGGGAAUAUUUUAUAAACAAAAAAUAUUCAUUUUUUUAUACUUUAUUUAGAAAAAAAAAUUAAUAAAUUUUCAACUAAGCCACACA